UCUUUUUUAGACAUGUUAUUUUGAUACACACGGCAAACUGAUUAGAAUAUCUAACUGAAAAUAUAAAUAUUCACGUGUAUCCAUGCCUUUCUUUGUGGUUGAAACGUUUUUGCUAUUAUUUCAGUAAAUAUUGGAGUGGUGGUGAAUAUAGCAAUAAACUUCGAUUUCCUCACUGUUUUUCUCUUUCAGCAAUGAAUCAGAUAAACUUUUACUUAAGGAAGGGCAACGUAGAGCUGCUUGGAUUGGUGCAUGCAAUCAUUCAGUGAGAUUAUUAUUUGGUUUAUUGACAACAAUGAUAAUUGGUUACAUAUCUGACCAUUUUGGCCGUCGUUUGUCAUUAGGUAUCAUGAUCAUCGGAGAAGCAUUACAAAUAAUCACACUGAGUGUGGUUGUUCUACUCCAAGCUAAUCCAUGGUUAACAGUUAUCCCUGGUUUAUUCGAUGGAUUUAUAGGAGGUGGUUUGUUAUCGAUUCAAGCACAAGUUUCAGCAUCAUUAACGGAUUUAGUGUGUAAAGAAUCAAUAGAUAAUAAUGAUGUAACAAAUAGUCAAUUAACUAAUCAAAAUAAUUUAUGGACUUUAUUCACUUGGUUCGAUGGACUUGCUUUAAUAAGUUUAUCACUUUCAAAUCCUAUAGGAGGUACCCUUCUUUAUCGAGGCGGUUUUCAACUACCAGUUAUCAUCUGUAACAUUUUGGUUGGGAUUAGUUUAUUGAUAAUAUUUUUUCUACCUGAAUCGAACAUAGUAUUUCGUCCUAAAUGUUUAAAUAUAGACACUUUAAAUAAUGAUCAAGAUUGUAAAAACGAGAGUAGUAAUAUAGAGAUUGUUUUUGUACGUAGCAGAAAUUUAUCAUUUUGGGAAGUGAAUUGUCAAAAUAUUCAAAACAGUUUCAAGAUCCUAAGUGGAAAAUAUAAACAACACAUGCUAACUGGAUUUAUUGUAUUUUUGUUAUCUACUGUUACAUCAACGGAUUUGUAUAUUAUAUACAUAUAUCUAAUGGGAUAUCCAUUUUUAUGGAAUUCACAGGAUGUUGGAAUUUAUUCUGGUGUAACUGAUAUAGUUUCUGCAAUCAUCGCACUUAUUUUCACACUUUUAAUGGCUCGAAUCAUACAUAGACCAAUAUCAAAAUCAAGUCAUUCAAUCUCUCAGAAUAUAUCUGAUACGAAUGAUAAUUAUAAACAAUUUCAUAAAGUUAAAUGUCAGUCUGUCAAAUUCCUUUUAAAAAUACUAAUUUUCAGUAUUUUUAUGAUGUUCAUGAACCGAACUAUACUUGGUAUAUCAUAUCUGUUUAAUACAUUUACAGCUAAUACUUUAGUUUAUAUCGCUACCAUACCAAGAUUUGCUAAAGGGUUGAAUAAUCCAAUACUAAGAACCCUUAUAUCCAUGUGGACUGACCAGUCAAAGCAGGGUAUGAUACAUUCAUUUGUGGCGUUUGUAUCACGAUUGGGCGUACUUACUUGUUUUUCUGUAUUAAUUUCAAUCUAUUCUUCAACAACUGAUCUAUUCCCUGGUGCUGUAUUCUUGGUCUGUUCCAGUUUGAUAAUUAUUGCACUGAUAACAACUGGAUUUUUAUAUGGAUUAACCAAUAAAAAUAUGAAUAUCAGUCAGAUGGAAAACACUUCAGAGAAUAUAUAUGAUGAACAAACCGAAAUUUCGAAAUAG
This is a messenger RNA of Schistosoma bovis, 1660 nucleotides long. The record is from the annotation of a GenBank genome assembly. Lineage: Eukaryota; Metazoa; Platyhelminthes; Trematoda; Strigeidida; Schistosomatidae.